Messenger RNA from Phacochoerus africanus (Common warthog), 2034 nucleotides. It is a transcript of the gene LYVE1, whose product is annotated as lymphatic vessel endothelial hyaluronan receptor 1. The record is from RefSeq and is a predicted model, not a curated record. Lineage: Eukaryota; Metazoa; Chordata; Mammalia; Artiodactyla; Suidae. Gene Ontology annotation, molecular function: transmembrane signaling receptor activity; hyaluronic acid binding. The transcript is spliced from 6 exons. Gene Ontology annotation, cellular component: plasma membrane. Gene Ontology annotation, biological process: cell adhesion. Bases 179 to 1159 code for a protein of 326 amino acids.
CCUAGUGACCUUGACAAGUCAGAAGUUUGAAAGCAGGGAAAUCCGCCUGUCUCCGUUAUGAAGUGGAGCAGUGGGGGGGGGUGCCCAACAUAUUUUCAGAAUUCUCCAUCCAGACGGGUGACUGUCUGCUUCUGUUACGACCGGUGCCCCACUGAGGUGCUUCUCUGGCUCUAAAGGCAUGAUGGCCAAAUACUUCAACUUGCUGUUACUUCUUGCUUCCCUCUGGACCACUCAGCUUCUGGUCCAAGGUGCUCUCCGCACAGAAGAGCUUUCCAUCUCAGGACCAUGCAGAAUCAUGGGGGUCACCCUGGUGAACAAAAACACACAGUUACAGCUGAAUUUCACAGAAGCCCAGGAGGCCUGUAGGCUGGUGGGACUAACUUUGGCCAGCAAAGACCAAGUUGAAGCAGCAAGGAAAUCUGGCUUUGAGACCUGCAGCUAUGGAUGGGUGAAAGAUCAGUUCUUGGUCAUCCCUCGGAUUUACCCGAACCCCAAGUGUGGGAAGAAUGGGAAGGGCGUCCUGGUUUGGAGACAUUCCCUCAGUCAGAAGUUCAAGGCCUAUUGUCACAACUCAUCUGAUACUAGGACUAACUCAUGCAUUCCAGAAAUUAUCCCCACCAAUGAUCCCACAUUCAACACCAACACUGCACCAUACACAACAGAAAUGACUGUCAGUGACAGAACAUCAUCAUCAUCUACCGAUGGGCCUUCUUCCUCUGUUAUGUCCACUGUGGCAACCACUAGUCUUCCUCUGGCUACCACUUCUACUCCACGGAAAAGAAAAUUAAUUUGCAUAACAGAAGCUUUUAUGGAAACUAGCACCAUAUCUACAGAAACUGAACUGUAUAUUGAAAACAGGACAGCAUUCAAGAAUGAAGCUGUUGGGUUUGGAGGUAUUCCCACGGCCCUGCUGGUGCUCGCGCUCCUCUUCUUUGCUGCUGCAGCUGGCCUCGCAGUUUGCUACGUCAAAAGGUAUGUGAAGGCGUUCCCUUUUACAAACAAAAAUCAGCAGAAGGAAAUGAUUGAAACUAAAGUGGUGAAGGAGGAGAAGGCCGAUGAUAACAACCUGAAUGAGGAAUCAAAGAUACUGGAUAAAAAGCCAGAGGAGCUCAAGAGGACACCCAAAACCACAGUGAGGUGCCUGGAAGCUGAAGUUUAGAUGAAAAAGAAAUGAGAGGACACACUUGAGGCUGAUUUCCUUCCUGAUACACAUCCUGGUCCCAGCCGGGGAAACUAAAAGGGUCAGGGACCCAAAUAAGAAAGUCCACCCUCGGGUCCUAACUCACAUCAGCUCAGGGCUACCGUUGGACUCUGGAAUUCACCAAAGGGAAUUCCCUUUUUCUCACUGCAGUCCUUUCUGGAUCCUCUUUCUGCUACCUCCAAAGCUUCCCACUACCUUUCUAGCCCGGUCAUGUCCUAAAAAUAAUCUCAGUGGGAGAGAGGUGCUUGUGCAAAGCACCAGGACCUAUAACAGCUCAACAGAACGUGUCUGUCAAGAGGCCUUUAGGCUGCCUGAGAAUAGGUGAGUCAAGAGCCAAGAAAUCAUUGAGAUCAAGGCUUUGACUGUUGACUGACUCCACGGCCCAGAUCCUUUCUUCAGCUCUGGAAAGGAAACACUUACACCACCUGGCAUGUCUUUCUGAGCCAGGCAAGAGCAAAAGAAGGAAGGAAAAAUUUAGCACCUGAAGGCCAUGGAGAUUCCCAUGACUUGCAACCCAAUAGCCAAAAGAAAUAGAGAAAAAGGAUGAGGCUGAGGAUAUUGAUAGUGUUUAUCAGUAAGGAUUAUAAAUACAGACAGGGUCAAAGUCUUCAUCUCUGAAUAACUGAGUUGGAAUCACUUUUUUAAAACCUAUACACACUUACUGUGCUCUCUUUCUCCUGCUGCUAUUUUCUUUAGAAGAAUAUACUUUCACAUGAAACCCCCUCAAAUCUUACAAAUGUCUGUUUUUGCCAAGUUAUAGAAAUUAUUACUGAAAAAAAAUUAGUGUUAAAAAGAAGUCAAAUUUAAUAAACAUUUGCUAAACGCCUACUCUA